AUGGACAACAGCAAACGCGGCCUUUUGUUGUUUUCGAUAGCUGCGUUAUUUACUCAAACACAUUCACUUGCUUACGACGAGCAUUGGUUAGCAGGCCCUACUACAAUAGAGCGGGAUGUGCCUUCAGCAAAACGAGCUGUAGAUAUUUAUUGCUACACAGGAACCUCAAAAAAACUGUUUGCACUUUGGCAAACAGUUCAGUUUCACAUAAAAAUACAAAAUGAUGAAUUCCAACAAUACUUUGGAUCUAGCCCAGAAGAGGUAUACAAAGAAUACACAAAGGACAAUGUUGGCCGGUCUGGUGUUCAGAAAACCGUGUCCGUCAGUCUGUUUGCUCCUACGUGUAUGGCUGUUAAAACUAAAGAGAGACACACUAUUGAAUUACAAGUUCUGAGAGUAGAUAUAUGGCGCGUACUUUUAAUGGCCAGUGGUAUCAUACUGAUAUCCUUAUCAAGAGCUUUGAGUAGAAAUACAUUGUUCUUCUACCUGUGUGGAAUAUUCGUAGGAGUGUUUGCAUCUUUUAUGGUCUUGGUGUACUAUAUCAGCAAACCAUUGCCAAGGAAAAAUUUAAUCUACGGGAUUUUGAUCAUGAUCAUGAUAUUUGAUCAUAAUUUGAUUCAGGAGAACAUUCACACUGUAGUCAUGACGUACCCAACCUUUACAUUCUGGUACAUAUUGGUGGUCAGCUUCGUUAGUUUCUUGGUGUGCUAUUGGAUAGGGAUAGAACCACCUAAAAAUAAGAAAAGCAAGAAUAUUGUCAUGUGGAUUUUGCAGGCGGUGGGAGUACUGAUGAUAUUCUUUAGCAGCGAAUAUGAAGAAGCUUCAGCGGCGGUCAUCAUAGCCAUGUUGGCAGCUAAAUACUUCCCUUAG
Molecule: messenger RNA, 870 nt
Organism: Arctia plantaginis
Lineage: Eukaryota; Metazoa; Arthropoda; Insecta; Lepidoptera; Erebidae
Source: the annotation of a GenBank genome assembly